CUUUUUCAUGACUGUCGACACAACUUGUUUUUUUUUUUGUUUCUGUUUUAGGUGGUUGAUAAACAUAAUUGCCUUCAAAAUAUAUUGCUUCUAAGGUUUCUUUAUUCAAUGUUGUUUUGACUUGCUACAUAAAAGGUUCACCAGUGCCUUUUUUUUUUAUCUUAUUUUUUAUAAGCCUGUGGUUCAUUGCGUGUGUAUGUGUGUGUGUGUGUGUGUGUGUGUGUGUGUGUGUGUGUAUGUAAUUUUUUUUCGGUCUCUGAAUCUGUCAAAGAACUUAAACACUAGCAUAAACACACUUUCUUUUCUCUUCAAUGGAUUUACCAUCAAAGAAACGCCUCAGACGCACAAAGAAACUACAAUGUCAAUUAGAAAAAAGAAUUGACUUUGUUGACUCUGUUUUCUCAAAAGAACUUGUGCUAAAAGUGUUUAGUUUCUUAUCUUCAAGUGACUUGGCUCAGUGUGCUGUAGUCAGUCUUCGUUGGUCACAGAUGGCCAGUGAUGAAAUGUUAUGGAAACCGUUGUUUAUGAACCAAUUUGAAGCACAAGAGAAUAUCACUCAAAAAACAACUGCUACGCGAUAUGGAGGCAGCUGGAAAACCAAAUAUAGAGUCCAUCACAACUGGUUACUAGGCAAUCAUGAUAUACAUGACAUUGUCCAGUAUCAAGACAACACUUCACCUCAUCAAUUACAAUUGAUGCAUGACGUGCUGUUUAUUUCGCAACAAAGUUCAAUUGAUGUCUAUAGAACAGAGGGACCUGUCUUAUUACGACAAUUGCAAUGCACAUCCUGUGUUACAUUCCUAAAACUAGUGGAAAGUACCCAUACACAUCACUUAGUAGCUGGUGAUGCGAAUGGUGGAUUGACAUUAUGGGAAAUCAAAGGAUCUUCGUCUAUGGAUUUGGAUAUAGUAGAAAUAGCCACUUAUGCUACAGAACAAAACAAGGUCAUCUCUGUUGGCAUGAACUACCCGAUAUUAGUUACCUUUACUCAUAAUAGAAAACUCUCUGUCUUUCGUCUUCAGAAUCUCACUUGUUCCCUUAUUCAAUGCUUACAGAGUCCAAUGGAUUGGUCUCCUAUGAUCAUGGAUAUCCAUGCUAUAGCAAAUCAACGCUGGAAAGUUGUGUUGUGCUUUGGUUCUUCUCAUCAUGAUACCGUGGGGAUGCAAGAAAUAGUGCUGAAUUUGCACCGAGUCAUAUCCUCAAGGCAAGGCUUUUGUCCCCUUUCUUUUCCAUGUCAUUCUUUGUCAGACCAAAUCACAUCCAUGGUGUAUGACUCACCCUAUCUGAUUACAGCUCACACAAAUAACACAAUGAAACAAUACAUUGUGUCGAACCGAGGGUCACAAUUAGACAUUCGUUUUCAACAAACACUGUAUGGCCAUACAUGUCGAGUCGAUGCACUUGCUAUUACCAAGCAUAAACUCAUCAGUGGUGAUCGAUCAGGCAUUUACAUAUGGAAUCUAGCCACAAAGCAACACAUCAUGACACUCCGUAUGUACCAAGACCAGUCUAGCCUGAACGAAUUGCCUGAUGCUCAUAUGGAAACACUUGGUUUUGAUGAAGACAAAAUAGUGGCUGUUGUACAGAAUGACAAAGAUGGCUUUAUCUAGUUCUUCUAAAGAAGGAAAUUUAUGCUCAAACUCGUCUACAUCUUCAGUGGACACCGUUCUUUGGUGUGUACGGAACCGGGCAGGUUUAGGUGGUGGUGCAGGCUUGUUUUUCUUGCUUGUGCUUGUACUGACAGUAGGUGUAGGCUUCACAUACUGUGUGUUUCUGCUUGCGUUCUUAAUGGCCAUGAAUCGAGCUUCAAUACUAGAAGAUACAUUACGAUUGAUUUUAGGUUGUGAUUGUAGUAUUUUAGUAGC
This is a messenger RNA of Gilbertella persicaria, 1865 nucleotides long. RefSeq lists its product as uncharacterized. The transcript has 5 exons. The coding region runs from base 312 to 1610 and encodes 432 amino acids. Lineage: Eukaryota; Fungi; Mucoromycota; Mucoromycetes; Mucorales; Choanephoraceae. The record is from RefSeq and is a predicted model, not a curated record. Gene Ontology annotation, molecular function: protein binding.